Messenger RNA from Eruca vesicaria subsp. sativa (arugula), 2427 nucleotides. The record is from the annotation of a GenBank genome assembly. Lineage: Eukaryota; Viridiplantae; Streptophyta; Magnoliopsida; Brassicales; Brassicaceae.
AAGAAAACAAAAAGUGGUCGGAGAGUUCAAUCUUAAGAUUUGUCUGAAUGGCCAUGCUCACUGAAAUCGCCACUCUUGAGGAGAAGUACAUCGAAUUGUGCAAGAAGCAUGGAACCGUACCCAACACUUCCAUUUUAUCUGCUUUCUUUGAGGCGGAGGAUAAAAAGUCAAGGAACCAAAGAUGCAUUAUGAACAUUUUAGUUGACAGAGUGUUGUACGAUGACUUUCACCCGCUUCUUGAGUUAUGCAAUGAGAUCAACGCAUCUGAGGUAGAAGGGAUUGAAAUCUCUGUGAGAUCCUCUUGUUCUUUGGAAGAUCAGUAUGUAUUGUCUUUGAUACGUUCCGUCAAUCAAAAACUUCGUCUUGUUGAUGUACAUGAUUGUUUUGGGACAAGCUUCUGGCGGGACGUGUUCUCUCAGGGUUUGACCUGCGAAGUUUUGAAUGUGAGGUCAUUGCAUUCCCGUAAGCUUAACAUCGUUGGAGAGUUCGCACAGCUUCACACCCUUGUACUCGAUUCCAACCGUGUAACUAUUUUUGGGGAAGGCUGUUUUUCUUGCAUGCCCAACUUGACUUGUCUUUCUAUGUGCGACACUGUUGUCUCUGAUCUUUGGACAGCUAGUGCUGCUCUCUUGAAACUCCCCUCUCUUGAGGAGCUCCGGUUCCAAAUUUGGAUUUGUUGCAGUGACUCUUCUACCCCACUUAAACCGCAAUCAUCGUCUGAUGAAAACACAUUUAAUGAAUCAAGCUCUCUCAGUGAAUCAGACUUUUCAGGCGUUUUUGAACAGAUGGAUCCUGAGCAAGAUGAUUUGGAUUCACAUAUGGAGUUGAAUGCAGAAGUAUUCAUGAGAGAACAAGUUAGGAAAGGGAAGAUACUGGACCAACCCAACGACGUAGGGUUGAAGUACAUUUCCACUAAAGCAUCACCUAUAUGUUCCAAAAAGCAUUACAGGAUCUACAUGAUAAACUCUCUUCCCAAACUCAAAGUGUUGGACAACUUGGCUAUCAGAAAGAGUGACAGAGACAGGGCCACUGAAACAUAUUCCGAAAACUUUGAGCACUUACCGUACAAGAGAAAGAACAAGGAGAAUGUAGUUAGAGUCCUCGAGAAGCGUGAGACAAGAUCAAGCAAAUGGAGAUCUCAGAGUUCCUACACAAGGUCUCUUUGUGCGGCUAGGAUGGGAUCGUCUGCCUGGCCUCUCUUGCAUUCGAUUCCUUCUAGUACGUUUCAAGAUGAAAGCAGGAGUUUAAGUCCAAGGCAGUUUGAAUACCACCCGCUUGAUCCCGGCCUCAUGGUGUAUGGGACUUUGGACGGAGAAGUGGUUGUUCUUAAUCAUGAAAGCGGGAAGAUUCUACGUUACAUUCCAUCUCAUGGAGCUCAGAGUAGUAUCUUGGGACUUUGCUGGCUCAAGACCUAUCCAUCAAUGGUUAUAGCUGGCUCAGCCAACGGCUCAUUGAAGUUAUAUGACAUCCAAAAAGCGUCAUCAACACUUAAUACAACCACUCACACCACUUCUGGUUCAGUUACCUUUGAUGAGUUUGACCAAUUAACCUCAGUUCAUGUUAAUUCCACGGACAAACUGUUUCUCGCUAGCGGAUACUCAAAGGACGUGGCGUUGUAUGACAUUGGUAGCGGAACACGCCUCCAGGUUUUCGCUAACAUGCAUCAAGAGCACAUCAACGUGGUGAAAUUCUCGAACCAUUCCCCGUCAGUUUUCGCGACUUCUUCUUUCGACAAAGAUGUUAAGCUAUGGGAUUUGAGACAAGAGCCAUCACAGCCUUGCUACACGGCUUCUAGUAACAAAGGAAACGUGAUGGUUUGCUUUUCUCCAGAUGAUCGUUAUCUUCUAACAUCAGCCGUGGACAACGAGGUGAGGCAGCUGUUGACAGUUGAUGGAAGGCUCCAUUUGAAUUUUGACAUAGUCCCAACAGGAAGCUCCAUGAACUAUACUCGAUCAUAUUACAUGAAUGGUAAUGACUACAUUAUUAGUGGAAGCUGCGAUGAGAGUAUGGUCCGUGUUUGUUGUGCACAAACUGGAAGACGCCUUAGGGAUGUAUCUCUAGAGUUUGGCUUGCAGGGAAACGGCUCGGAAUUCUCCAUGAUGUUUGUUCAGUCUCUACGCGGUGAUCCCUUCAGGGAUUUUAACAUGAGUGUUUUGGCUACGUACACGCGACCUAGCUCAGUGUCUGAAAUAGUCAAGGUGAAUUUGCUAGCACCAAGAGAUAAUAUAGAAGAACAAUCUUGUGGUCUCCAUUGUUACCCCUCAAAUAGCAUGGGAGGCUAAGGAAACUUUUAACUACUGUAGUGUGUUCGGAAAAUGUAUGAUUUUGGUAGAUGAAUAUUUGUUGUAAUAUACUACUGCUAUGUAUUUUUUUUUCUUUUUUGACCAAUACUAUUGCUAUGUAUAUUACCACAAAUCUCAAGAGAAG